GGCCAAUAUUGAUCUUCGGCAGAAGGCAAGGCCAGGAAGAGAAGAAGAAGAAGAAGACUAGAGUGAAAGCCUGAGACUCCUGAGAGGUGGCAAAAUCUACAGCGAUUGUUGUGGGGAGAUUGAAGAAGAGUCAGAUUUCUUGUGUUGUAAUUUACAAGUAUAUCACGCGCAAUAGAAACAUGAGUUGUCAGAGGGGAAAUGCUAGUCGUUCGAGACCUCCAAAGCACCAGAAUCGCACGUCGUUUAAAAACGAUCUGCACGACAAGUCUAAAAGGACGAAGCAAAUUAACAGCACCGAGGUUGCGAAUGUGUGCGAGCGUUGCAAAAAAAUAAUAGAGUGGAGGAUCAAAUACAAGAAAUAUAAAGUGCUUAAAGCCCCGAUGAAGUGUAUCAGGUGCGAGCAGAAAACUGUGAAACACUCUUAUCAUAAUAUCUGCUUGCUUUGCGCCAAACAGCAGGGAGUCUGCUCGAAAUGCGGACAGAAGAAGGAAAUUGUAGAAGGGAAGCCCAGCCAGGCAGAACAAAUUAAACUGGAUGCCGAAUUUAGAGAAAUUCUGAAAACAAUGUCUGAACGAAAGCGAAGAACAUUCUUACGCUAUAUGGAUCAGCAAUCGACAAAGAGUAAAAAACCUAGCAAAUCUCGCACCUCCGAAUUCAGUUCUGACACAGAUAGGAUUGACAGCGAAGACAGAAGUGAAGAUGAAGCAGGUCUGAAGAAAAAGGAAGAUUUAUUAAUGAAGCUAAAAUCGUUAGCAAUUGAAGAAGAUGACGACGUUGAUAGUGAUACUAAUGAUGAAGGAGAAAGUGAUAAUUUUGAUAGCGAUGUUGAUGACUUAUCCUGUAUUGAAACAUGUUCUAAAUAGAAGGAGCUUUUAGCUGUAAAACA
Messenger RNA from Vollenhovia emeryi, 886 nucleotides. RefSeq lists its product as uncharacterized. The record is from RefSeq and is a predicted model, not a curated record. NCBI's taxonomy places the organism in Eukaryota, Metazoa, Arthropoda, Insecta, Hymenoptera, Formicidae. The transcript is spliced from 3 exons. The coding region runs from base 180 to 863 and encodes 227 amino acids.